AGUUCGUUCUUUAAGUCGGUGCGUUACAGUUCGGUCUGAUUCUCCUUCCCAUCUCCAGCAGUCAACAGAGGAUUAUCAAUCAAGUGGAUUAAGUGUUUUGAUCUUGUUUGCCUAAUAUCCAUCCCGCCAUUGAAGGAUCGGGCGCUGCAAUCAAACGAUUUUAAUCUUCCAACGCCACGGAGAGCUAAGGAUGAAAUAGUGAAUCACCAGGACUGAUGCUACGGCUGUAAACACGAACGCCAGACAGAGUGAUAAUACGGUUUCUCACCAUGGGCAACUGGAGGCGAUUAAGUGUGAUUGUGCUUCUUGUUGCACUCUUGGUAGCUGAAAUCAACGCAGAGAAAAGAAAUCCUCUCAAAGAUCCUCGGAUAUGUGGAAGACCGCAAUGUAUAGAAACAAACAACAAAUUCCGAUACCAGCUGAAUCGUCUUUACAAAUACGACUACUCCAUGUACGUGAAGACCGAAUUUUCUGGCAGCGGUGAAAAUUCCUCACAGCUGCACCUGAUUGCAGCAGUUGAAAUUGACUUCCCCAAACCGUGCCAAGGUAUUCUGAAACUUCACUCGGUUGAAGUCCGGGAUCGACCACUUCCGGUAACGGAAGAGCAGGACUUUGACUAUGGUGCUGAUUACAACGAACCGGCUCCGGAAGCCGAACUGCAUCCCAAGAGUGAUGUCAUUGCUGAGGAACUGACUCGGUUUGAGCUGAAAUUUGCCUUCCACGAUGGGCUGAUUAGCGAGAUUUGUCAUGAGGCGGAUGAACCGGUGUGGACAUUGAACAUGAAGCGAGGUAUUCUGUCCUCGUUCCAGAACAGUAUGCCCCGGUUCGAUAUCGAUUACCAUACAACCGAAACAGAUGUUUCCGGAGUUUGCGAAGUUUCCUAUACGAUGAGUGGAACGAAGGAAACCAGCUUGAUCGUUACCAAAACCAAAGAUAUUCAGUCUUGUAAGAGGCGCUACAAGACCAACUCGCUGAUUCAAACUGUACCUUAUGAGUUUAGACCGGAUUACGUAGCGUGGCCAAUCCUUAACUCCACCAGCUAUUGUAACAUAUCAGUCGACAAUUACGUCUACAAAGAAGCUGUUUGCUUUGAACGGCAUCAAUUGGUUCCAUUUUCAAAUGGAGCAGCAGGAGCCGUGACGGAGUCCUACAGUCGCAUGACCUUAGCCGACGAAGAAUCCUACGUUCCCGAGGAUCAAACCCCUGACGAGUACGAAAUUCAGAAGCGAUCAACACUUAUCUAUGAUCACACACCAUCCGCUAGAGAUAGCCACGAUGAGAUCAAGGCAUCUCGGGAAUUGUUGAAAGAACUGUGCCGGCUAGGGUUUCCCGAUAUUCGUCGAAACUUUCCCGAUGUAUUUUUAAAUUUCCUGUCCACAGCACGAGUUUUAUCGUUUACCGCGUUGUCGCAGCUUCUGUACAGAUCCAAGAGUAUUUGCGAGAAUGGAAAGAACCAUGUUCUCGAGAGUCUCCCGUACGUGGGUAGUCCUGCAUCCGUAACGUUGAUGAAGGAUCAAAUCAUUAACGAACACAUCAACAAAGACUUGGCCAAAAAAUGGAUGGAAUCCUUUGCCUAUCUUACAAGACCCAACGAGGAAGUCCUCGAAGCUAUGCUGGAGCUGAUGGAGUACGGUAAGAAAAUUGGCGAAAAGAACUUCAUGCUGGCCGGAAGUUCGGUAGCGCAUACAUUCUGUACCGUUCAACCGGAUUGUAGCGAAAGCGAAGCCAUGCAAGCCAUCGUCCAAUUUCUGAACGGCGAACUGGAGGAGAAAGUCGCUGAAGCAUCGGAGGCGAUGACCCGAAAGCUGCGGGAGAGUAUUAUCGUCAUUUUGAAAAGUAUGGGAAACAUUGGGGUGAUCAAUGCAGAUUUUUACCCGGAACUGCGACUCUUGAUCGAGAAUGAUCAGCUACCGAUGGAGAUUCGGGUGCAGGGAAUUUACGCUUUUCGGAGGCACAACUGCGCUCGAAAACGGGAUUACUUCCUGAAGCUGUAUUCGAAUUUUCAGAAUGACGUUGAGAUUCGAAUUGCAGCCUAUCAACAGGCCAUGCGAUGCCCUGAUUAUCUUUCGGUUAAACUGAUCAAGCACGUACUGAAGACUGAGGAAGUUAACCAGGUCGGUUCUUACGUAUGGUCUCACUUGUCGAAUUUGGCCAGCAGUGCUUCUCCGGUACGUGUGGAAGCUCAAGGGUUACUAGCGGAUGAUGAUCUUGGGAAGAAAUUCAGGCUGGAUAUUCGAAAGUUUAGUCGAAAUUAUGAGCAAACGUUGUUCUUUGACGAAUACAACUUCGGCAUGAGCACGGAUGCUGAUUUGAUAUUCAGUACGGAGUCUUAUUUGCCUAGGACAGCUUCAUUGAACUUGACUGCCGAUUUGUUUGGAGAGUCGGUAAAUUUCUUGGAGUUGAAUGCACGUGCCGAAGGGUUUGAAUAUCUGGUUGAGUCGAUCUUUGGACCUACUGGUCCAUUGAACACCAAAAAGGUUAAAGAAUAUACCUCAGCAGUAACGUCACUCUUUACUUCGGAAUCAGAAGAAGAGGACUCAUCCGGCUAUGAUCCUACAAACACAUCAAGAGGCAGACGUGAUUUGGAUUCUGAAGAAGCUGAAAGUGAAGAAGUUAAAAGACCGAAACGUAGCGAUGAACGUUCACCAACCGUUAUUACUAAAGAUAUUCACGAUCAGAUCGACAACAUGGGAUAUAAAAUGAAGUCUGACUUCAAGGAUCCUCACGCUUCGCUGGGUGUUAAAAUUUUCGGUAAUGAUCUCAAGUAUUACACCAUUGAAGGCUUUGCUGAAACGAUGAUGGCCGCCGAACAGAUCAAUCCGAUCAACUAUCUUAAAGAAAUUUUAUCCGGAAAGGAGGUUUCCUACACAAAGUCUGGUGUUUUUCUUGAUGCGUCUUAUGACGUACCGCUGAGUAAUGGUCUUCCGUUAGCAUUGAGCAUCAUUGGUGCAUCAUCGGUAGAUCUACGCAUGUCCGGAAUGUUCAGGGCAUCCGACAUUUGGCAAUCUUCUAGAAUUAUCGAUGUUGAAGGCAAGAUCAAACCCAGUGUUUCUGCUGACAUAACAGCUACCAUGAAGACCGAUUUCAUCCACACAGCUACAGGAAUCAAAGUUAAAUCCAAUUUGUACUCAAGUUCAUCUUUGGAAACUAAAAUAAAAGUACGUGGAGAUCGUUUGGCAUCUCUUCAAUUCAGUCUGCCGCAGGAUCAUAAUGAGAUCUUCAGUGUACGCUCGGAAAUGUUGGUAUUUGAUGACAACCGAGAGUUGCGACAGAAAGGUAUUGAACAACGCUAUUCCAACUCAACUUGUACCUGGCCGUUUAUAGACAGAGCGAUAGGACUGAAACUGUGUGCGGAUUACAGUCUACCGGAUGUCAGUAACCUGACAGGAAUUCCUAGCUUAAUUUUGAGUGGACCAGUGAACUUGGACAUCAGUCUCCAGAAGGCUGAUCCCACUGCCAAAGUUUUCCUAUUCCAAUACAGCUGGGAUCAGCAGCCGAACACUUCAACUGGCUCGAUCAUCUUCGAAACACCAAAUUCUCAGAUACCAAGAAUAUUUAUUGCAAACAUAACAUCAGACAAUGAAGGCUACAGUGUAUCUAUGGGUUUUCAAAAUGGUGACACCUCACAUUCGGCUGUCGGAAUAUAUACCAACAAUAAGAAUCAGCGGAAGUUGGACAUGUCACUGAAUGUCAACGAUCGGAAGUACUUGGCCUUAGAGAUGGGUUACAACAAAACGGAACAUAAGCACGGAAUGAUCUACAGUCCGUCGUUGUUCCUUUCGGUGAACAAUGAACGCAUAGCCGGCAUGGCUGGUAACAUCAAAAUGACCUAUAAGAAAGGCAUCAAAAUGUGGGAUUACAUGCUACAGUUUGAAACAAAAAGGCUGCAGGCAAAGCUUUUGGGUAAUAUCCAACAAACCCAGGCAACGAUUACGAGUCAGCUGUCCAUGGAUUAUAGGUUCAUCAACAGCCGAUCUGAGCGGCUUACUUUGGCGGGAAGUUUCUCCAAUCGAAGCCACCGGGGCCGAACCGAGUAUCAUGGAUCGUUCGAGCUACGAUCAACGGCCUAUCCCAGGUUUGAUUUUGCCUCAACGGUCAAAUUUCUCUCGGCCAUGGGACACAUCGAGUGUAAGAUAGAGCACAACAAUGCUCCGGAUUUGAAGGAUCCCAACUAUACUACAACGGUGCGGAUCAUCUUCGCACGGUUCCAUGUGGCCGAAGUUGGCAGAACGACGGCUUCGAUUGACGUUAUAAGGCCUCGAUCGGGAAUCGAGCUGAAAGCUAUGAUAAAACACGAGAACAAUCUCCGGAAAGGAAUGGAACACAACGUUCUGGUACUGCUACGGUAUGCUAAGGACAAAGACAUCACCGGGGUCUUUUCCGUGUACAUGCCGCAGGGAAUUCUGUUCGCGAUCGACACGGCUGCCAAUGUUACCGUUCCUGGAUUCGAUUCUUGCACCGUUAAUCUUAAGAUCAAGGAAAAGGCUCGCAAGGAAUACUACUUCGACUUCGGAGGCGUUUGGUUUUCGGGGCAUUCGAUCACCAUCAACGGGUGGUAUCAGGAUCGAAGUUCGUUCAUCAAAUCUUUCCAUCAUGCCAAGCUGGAGGCCCAGAGUCCCUCGUUUGGAGAUGUGCUAGUUGAUGUGAAAUAUGUGCGGGAUGAGAUUGAGUACAAGGUUGACGUUCAUGCGGAGUAUGCUAAGCAACCGUAUGGGCUGAAUAUUCGACAUGUGCUUAACGAUCAAGAUGGAACCAAUACAUAUGCGGCAUUCCAGUGGCGAGAUAGUUUGUACUGGUUCUCGGCGGUGAUGAAGUCGGUUCCGAUCAAGGAACUGGUGCUGGAGCUGCACAUCGACAAACUCCGAGACAUCAGCGUGCUGCUGAAGGGCUACUCGACGGAUCUGAAGCGUGAAAUCGGAGUCGAAAUCAAGUGGGACGCCAACCGAGAUCCGACGCAGCGGUUGGCGGUGUCCGGUGAGCUCAACACCCCCAAGAGUCGCGUCUACAAUGGACGGUUCCACGUAGCCUACCCGAAUCGAACCGUCAACGGAGUGUUCGAUAUGAAAGCAAUCGAUCCAAACUAUCAGGCUAAUGCGAGAAUUUCCUGGAACACUACCGAGGCGAUCGAGCUUAAGUUAGAUGCUGGAUCCGAUGAUGAGGUGUUGAGAAAUAUGUGGUUGAUCUUCAAGUUGAUAACGCCUUUUGAUGGUUGGAAGUAUAAUGCAUUGAACGGUGGAUUUUACUUCCGGGAAAAUUUGUUGAAAACAAAUUUAACAGCUCACUGGGCAGAGGAUCAGACCCUGGGUUUGGAAGUGAUGGGAUUCUACCUGUCAAAUGAUACGAACUUCAACUGUGAGAUGAAAACAAAGCUUCACAGUUCGAUUGAACACGUUCCGACUGUGAAGGUUUACCUGAAGCACAAGUACGAUAACAAGAGGGUGGAGUCGGCAGUAACGGUUAAUCAUACGGUAACCGAUGAGGAUCCGCAGGUAUUCUCUGUUUGGUCUGAGUGGCAAUAUGAUCAGGAUGAGGUGUACAGAAAUAUAACCGGAUCACUAGCUUUGUUGAGUCCUUUCGAAGGAUACAAAACGGGUGCACUGUCUACGAAGUUUUCGUUGAGUGAAAGUCGAGAACUGAGAGGGGCUGGUGAUUUGCAACUUGGCGAUGACAAGUAUGAGAUGGUUUUGCAAGGCCACAUCCGAAAUUUGGUUGAUAACUUUUUGACGUGUAACAUCACAUCUUCAAAUGAGAAGUUCCGGAACAUUAACGGCCGAUUUGGUAUAAGUGAGAAGGAUAGACACGCUGUUGCUGAAGUGGUUACCCCGAAAAGUGCUCUCGGAGUUGAGGUGCUAUUUGCAAUGGUAUCGGCUUAUGAUUUUGAUAUUAAAUUCUACUUGGCCACUCCAUUGAAAGAUCUGGAGAGAGUUAUAUUGCGUGGAAGGUUGAAGCCAAACGACGUAGAUUUCCGAGCCGGUUUGAACCAUUUGAUAAUCGGUUUUGUGGGUGUCUGGCGAAGAGCUGAUUUCAAGGACUUCGAGUAUUCGUACAAGGUGUUUACACCUCUUCCAAAGUUUGAGGAAAAUGGUAUCAUCAUUAAACUUGUUAUGAACAAAGAAAAAAGCGAAUACGUUGAUUUAGAGUUCAGUGGUCAGUUCAAGCAGUACAAACUUGGUAUCAAAGCUGUAUCUGAGCCUAAGGCUCAACUCUUACGACAGUUAGGUGUUCAAAAAGCAUCUGCGGUAUUGGAUGUAUUUCUCGACGAUUCUCCAGAACGUACUGGAGAAGAUGAAGACGAAGAGGAAGAGGAUGAUGAAGAAGAAGAUGCAAUGAACUUGAUUGGGAAAAUUGAACUGGACACUAUCAUUUGGCCAACCAUAACUGGAACGCUCGAUCUGGAGGAAUAUAAAAGUAAAUACUAUGUGAGUGGUAAUGUCGUUCUUCCGCAAGGGAUCGUUGAAAUUCGUGACAGCUUCUGGCUUGAAGAUCUCAUGAAUAUGAAGAACAACCUUAAGGUGAAAACUCCAUUCCCGUUCAUGAAGGAAAUCGUAUCUGGAUAUGAAUUGAGAAUUCCGUAUCCAACAAAUAAAUUUAUUACCGGAUUUAAUGUGCAAGUUCUUAACAACACUGAGUGGAUCAACACCGGAUUUCACAUCUUCUACAACGUGAGUGAAGAUGAAUCGGAGUCGAAAACCCAUCAUGCAAUUGUCAAUCUGAUGACUCCGAUGGAGAAUUUGAAGAAAGUUCGGCUCCAUGGUGUGUUGGACGUCGAAGAAAACGGCUACCGAGGUAAUCUUACGGCUAAGACCAUGACCACGGAGGCUUCGCUUGCGUUGGCCUUUGAGACGGAGGACCAGUUUAUCGACUCGUCAUUGACCAUCUGGGUUCGAGCACCUCUUAUUCCGUACUACGCUUGUCGAGUGUUUUACAAACAAGACUUUGCUGGAUCUGACAACUCGAUGGACCUCGGUUUUGUUGUGCAUGACGACAGUGUCUACAGCAAUUUCCGGCUAGAUGGUGCGUGGUCAGUUAAAGAGCCACAUUUCCUUGUUGGGAAGGGUCGUUACCAAUCGAACUUCCUGCCGCUACAGUUAAUCGAUACGGAAGUUUUGAUCACCAGAGAACCUUAUCCCAAGGCACAGUUUGAAAUGAAGUUCAACGAUAGCACUGGAGUUCAGGAUCAUAUCCGUGCUAAGGCAACACGGAACCGUGAAAUGGUUACGAUUGAACUCAGUGUUCCCAUUCAGGACUAUCGCAAUUUGUCUAUCUACGGUAGACUUUUGAAGACGCAGGGCGAUGAAUACACCGUCGAUGGUCAGUUGUAUCGUAAUGAGGAGGUGUUUUUCGUAGAGGGAACUGCCACCAUUAUUAAUGACAUUCCGAAAAAGGUCGACCUAACAAUCAAAUCAGAAGAUCAAGAGGAUGGCAGCUUGACUUACGAAUACAAUACAGUGGAGUCGAUAACUUCGUUUAAGACGCACAUCGAAAGGGGAGAUCGGACGGCAAAAUUUGAUGGUAGUUUAAAAUUGAACGCCAUUGGCGAUUGGAACAUUAAGGUUGGUGUUGAUUCAACCGAACCUGACCUGAACGGUGUUGAUCUUAAAAUUGGUAUUGAACCACUAGCUGACGGUACAGCGUUAGGAUCUUUGAAAGUGCAAUCACCGUGGAAGAAAUACGGCAUCGACGAGGCAAACGUCAACAUGAUCUUCGACAUUCAUCCAAUCUCCGGAAAAGUGACGGCAAACUAUAGCAUUCCUGCAGUUUCUGGAGAUGCCCAUUGUUUAUGGAGUUGGCAUCUUUUGGAGAAUGUACAAUUCUCUCUGCACAACCGAGUGGUUCAGAACUCCGUGGAAAGAUACUUUCAAACCGCUAUACGGCUGUUGAGUCCAGACCCUGAAGGGAAUCACAAUUUAACAUUUGGUGGAGAUUUGAACUUGAACAAUAUCUGGAUUUUCAGUUCGAAUGCGUCAAUUACUUUUAUUUCGAUUUCGGACUUGUCUGGAGUUUUGAAAGUUCGUUUGCCAAAACCUGUCGGAGACUUGCAUACCUUAUCUGCAAGUAUGAAUGGAAAUAUCCCGUUUAUUGAGCCGGUUCGGUCGUUGAACUUUGAAACAUCCUACGAAGCUGAAGAGUCACAUAAACGUUACGCCUGGCACUCGGAAUACAACUACGUCAAAGAUCUUCGCACACUUUUCCGGUUCGAUUGGGGACCAAAUAUUCGAUCGCAACGUAUUCAAACUAAUUUGGAUCUGUUCCAUAGUGGCGAUAAGCAUGAGAUAUCAGCCAAAUUAAGAGGACCAUGGUACAUGGAAGAAGCGUUCCGAGCAUUUGCCGUAUACAACCUUGUAGACGGACUCUAUCUAGUCAACGGAAACGUUUCCAUUCCAGCUUCUAGGAAGGUAGCUGAAGCAAACGUGGCUUUUGUCAGUUUGUCCAACAUGAAAGGUGACGUCAACUGUACUACACCAUUCUUGAACGUAACUUGGCUUCAUGGACAACUUGAGUUCACCGAAACUCCUGUGGAAUCAAUCAGAUUCCUUAAAGCUACAUGGCCUGAAUCGAGCGCAGUUUUCGAUGCCAAAACUACGUAUCGAUCGCAUAAUUUGGAUCGCGAUCAACAAGGCACUAUUAAAGUGGAGAUUCCUUUGCAAACGAGACACUUCGCUGAAGUCAAGUAUGGGUUAGCUGAGAGACCGUUGAUCACAACUGGACAUGCUGAAAUCGACUACAACGAUCAAAAAGUCCUGAGUGGACAGUACACCUCAAAACAGGAGUCAAGGGCUGGAUUUGAGAAAGAGACAGUCGAUGUUUCAUUGGAGAACAAUUUUAAACCUAUUGGAGUUCACUACGUUCAUACAACGAAACAACUGAAAGAUAACUAUCAUGAAAUGGACAUCAAACGGGCUGAGGUAUUUGAGUUACGAAACCAGAAAAAGUUCAACAUCACCGGAGAGCUACAGAUUACAAGCCGAGAUACCGGUCGAGAGUAUAUCAUCACAGCAAUUCACCCUAAUCGAACCGUAGUACUCAAAACGGACUUCGAUCAACAAGGUGACACGACCAGGCACAAGUCCAAGCUGAAGCUAUCUCCGAAACGUUGGAUCGCUUACGACUUCCACCUUACCAACAUGUCUCAAGCGAACAACGACUCGCAACAAUUCAAGCUGGACAUAUCCUACCCUAGAAGAAAUCUUUCGGCCGAAGGUUGGUACUCGGUGACCGAUAAUGCCUUCGACUCGGAUGUUUCAUUGUGGUACACUCCAAAUAAGACGUCCUAUUCCGAUGAACCUGUCAAGCCUAGGCUGCUUCGAGGAGCUGUUAAAUGGCUCGAUACUUCUGAGGCUAGUGUCACGAAGCAGAGUUUACUGGUUUCAUUGGGACAUCCGACUUUUGAGCAGGACAUAACCUUACAAGGAGUCUACUACGCAGACGAUAAGGAUCUACUGAAAACAAACGUAGAUAUACGAUACACUCAUUCCGACAAUCAUCACGUAUCGGUGGGCUUCAACGCAAAGGAUCUUACCUCGGAAGUAGGGUACCGGAAUUAUUCGUACAAUCUAUUCGGCCAUCACGAAGCGUCGGACUUGGACAUGACCUCUGUUGGAUCUGUUGGUCUAAGGCUAGGUUUGUACGAGCUGUACUCUAACUCCAACUACAAACGGGGUUAUUUGUCUCGCAUGGACGGAUACGUGAUUGGAAAGUUGGACGUUGCCGAGAAGGAAGUUAUUAUGGAGAAAUUCACAUCACACAGCAAAUACCGGCUCUGGGGCAAAGCAUCCGGACACUAUCCGAUCUACAUGAUCAACGGAAGUUUGCUGGAUGGACCAGAUCUAGACUCGGUUGGGUACUUCUUUAUAAAUAUUGACGAGAAGCUUGUUGAGAUGAAGGUGAACAUGACACCGGACGCCUCGGAAAACAUCUUCAUGUACGGCCUGAUCCCUGACUCCCGCAGUGCGUAUUUCGAUUUCUGGCGAGACUACGACACCUCGCGGGAGGUGGACGUCGCCUACUACUUGAAGAUGAAUCAUUCCAGACUGGUUACCAGUAAGCUACUGUGGCGGCCGGAAAUACGCUCCGAUUUGCGUAAUUUAGUUAGGAACUAUUUCACUUCGAUUCAUACUUCGUUCACCGAGUCAUUGGAGUUCUGGGUCAAACAGAUCUACCUGGAGUCUAAGGACUCAGUUAACGGUAUCUGGGACUCGGCCCAUCCGUUCUUGGAAGGUUUUCUCGAAGAUGUUUCCGGGCUAAAUGUUAUUCAAGAUGAUUUGGAGGAUUUGCGACAGUUUUUAAAUUCUUCAUACGUCGCAGAUGAUUUCUACAUUAGAUCGGUGAUCAACUUUACUAUUACUGUUCUGGAUGAGUUGGCUAUCAAAAACAAAAUAACAUCGCUUCCGAAGAUUCUUACCGAAUUCUGGCAGGUAAUGGGUGACUCGGGACAAGCGUUGAAGAAAUCUAUCACCUGGUUGAUGGAAACCAUCAAAGAAUCAUACCAAAAGGUGGUGGACGUUAUAGGUCAUAUCCUGCAGGGAGACUCCAUGAAGUACUUAUCUGAAGUAUUGGAAAGCUCCGUAGCAAAAUAUGACAAAUUUAUCAAAGAUCUUCAUCUGCAAUUUAUAAAGAACGUUCAAGAGCUUUGGAAAAAGUUUACGGAAGUCAUCACCUCCUACUGGCAGAGAAUGUUACAGAAUAUUGAACCCUCUGUUAUUAAGCUAGCCCAUUACAUGGAAUCUUUGACGUGGCACGUUGGACAUGAGAUCUUCACAUUCUUGUUCACAAAAACUCAGGAGAUCGCAGAAUCUCCUUAUUUCAACAAGGUAACAAACUUCACUCAAGAUAUGGAUCAACUCUACAAAGAUUUGGUACAGAACGACAUAAUCACAAACAGCAAAAAGUAUGGCUCCAUUGUGUUGCGGUUUAUGAAGGAAAAGUUCUUUAACCUGGUUCCAUUCGGGCGAGAGUUCCACCAGGUCGUCAACGAGCUGUGGGAUGAAAUAAAACAACUUCAGAAUCUGGAAUACGUCCAAUUCCUUAUGCAGCGCGUUAACGAAGUCCGGGCCCAAGCUGAAUGGAUCGCUGAAGAGUUCCAACUUGAGACACGACUUCAUCAGCUUUGGCGAAUAGUUAGGAAUAAACUGACGCGAUACGCACAAACAGCUUUACAAGCAGAAAAUCGCUACCGAGAGGCUAAGACUAAGUUCAUAUUUGAUCCGGACCGAGGUAUCAUGGAGCUUGAACAAAAGCUGCCCAUGUCAUGGCACGCAUUCAACGAAACUCCCAAGUUCGAGGAAAUCCCUGAGUACAAGUUCAUAACCGAUGUGCAGGACUUUUUCUCCGGAAGCAACACAACUCUUUGGUCACUUUAUAGCGAACUUAAGCCUUAUACCGAUUCCAAGAUGUGGCUUCCUCCGUUCAAGUCCAAUACGUUGCUGGUUGGGUCGAGGCAUUACAUGUCAUUUGAUAAGCGUUUCAUUUCGAUGGAUUUAAGAGAACUGCAACAGGGUGGAGAAUCGAAUCAGUGUUCCUACGUACUAGCUCAUGAUUUCUACAAUAGGACGUUUACUUUGUUGCUGGAGCCUUCGGUGCAUCGGGGUCAAAACUCACGAAAAAUAACACUUAUCGCAGAGGAUCAACUGCUGGAGAUUGAUAUUCUAGAUACGUCGGUUCAAAUUGCUCGAAACCAUACCACGGCUCUGCCAGCGCAAAUCGGUGACACCGUAGUCUACCGUGAAACGGAUCAGCUCAUAAUCCAAUCCUUCAAGGGUUUCAAGCUAACCUGUAGCCUUCAAUACCACAUGUGCUCUUUCGAUCUUUCAGGAUGGUACUUCGGUAAAACUGCAGGUAUCCUCGGUACGAUGAAUAACGAAAUCUACGAUGACUACCUUACCUCGGAGCAGAAAUACGCCCGCAGCGAAGAACAGUUCAUCAACAGUUGGACGCUACCGGGAUGCGAAGCGAACGUCGAAACCACAAACCAUACCCGCAACUAUUUUACCGUAUCCAACGAGCUCAGUCAGCUGUGUGAGUCCUUCUUCCGGCAGAAACAUUCAUACUUUGCUUCGUGCUUCCCGAUUGUCGAUGUGAAUCCGUUCUAUGAAAUGUGUCUGGAUCUGGGUUAUCAUAUCAAGAGUGCUUCUGAUAAUCCUUCAGAUAAUGGGGCUUGUACCUCUGCUUUGGCGUAUAUGGAGGCUUGCGCUCUGGAAGGAAUGCCACUUCGUGUUCCGGAUACUUGUAUUCAUUGUAAACUCGUAAACGGAUCGUACGUUCCGGAGGGAACCUUUGUCUCGAUGCAGGAACACGAACUACCACGAACCGCCGACAUUGUGUUCCUCAUUGAAGCCAAACCUUGCAACGAGAACAUAACUACUACCAAGAGUUUAAUAACUCUGGUUCAAUCGUUGCACAAAGAACUCCAGGAAUACAACGUUACGGACAACCGCUAUUCAGUGGUUGCCUUCGGUGGAAAGUCCCCCUUCGACAAGCCACGUAGCGUCAUCGUCAAUGACAACGUUUUCGUGACGCAUGAGUUCAUUGAACCUUUCUUCAAUCAUAUUCAAACCGCACCCGGUACCAAUGAUGACAUCUUCGAUGCCAUUAUUGUAGCUUCCAAGCUUAUUUUCCGCCCUGGAGCAUCGAAAAUCUUCAUCCUGCUACCGUGCUCCAAAUGCGCCAGUUCAAGCAUGAAGCUCGAUUACUCUUCUUUGCUCCAACUAAUGCUGGAAAAUGGUAUCAAACUGCACAUUUUAUCAGACCAUGAUAUUGAAUUCGAAAAAUUGCGCGUCUCCAGAAUGUUCUUCGGUAUGGAUCGGGACAAAGCAUUCACCAAAAAGGACCUUAAAGAUCUGAUUGGAGAUUCCGACCUGCGGAAGCAGGUCAGACUUCCCAAAUCCACCCUAGGAAGUUGCGCAGCUUUAGCGCUCGAAACCGACGGAUCGGUCUUCAGUGGUCGAAAACUUCGCCCGGAAAGGCGAAAUCCAACGAAGAAGUUCAUAACCGUAUUCACAAAACGGGUGGCCAGUGGGGCAGUUUCCAACAGUUGUCAGACGUGUGAAUGUACCGGCCAUAAUACCGGUGUUUCGUACAUGCUCUGCUUGCCCUGUACUUAUCCGUCGGCCUUCAGCUUAGAUCACGAGCGAAUGAGCGAAGAUGAGUUGCUGUCGGUGCUGCAACCGGACCACGAUUGGGACUGGGAGGAAGACGAUGAGCUGCUGUAGUUGAGAGCGAACAAGCAUUGGUUUUAUGUUUAAGACAAUAAUAAUGACAAUUUUCUAUGUGAUGAUAGUGUGAAUGCCAAAGCAAUAAUUGAGAUAAAUGUGUAUUUUUUUUAUUUGUA
This is a messenger RNA of Uranotaenia lowii, 13327 nucleotides long. RefSeq lists its product as uncharacterized. The record is from RefSeq and is a predicted model, not a curated record. NCBI's taxonomy places the organism in Eukaryota, Metazoa, Arthropoda, Insecta, Diptera, Culicidae. Gene Ontology annotation, biological process: lipid transport. The transcript has 24 exons. Gene Ontology annotation, molecular function: lipid carrier activity. Bases 270 to 13208 code for a protein of 4312 amino acids.